This is a messenger RNA of Dimorphilus gyrociliatus, 4585 nucleotides long. Lineage: Eukaryota; Metazoa; Annelida; Polychaeta; Dinophilidae. The record is from the annotation of a GenBank genome assembly.
AUUUUUAGAAAUGUUAAUGAGCUUCCAAACAAAACAAUCUCGUACGCAAGAACUCGAAAAUCGUAAUUUUCUCCUGUUUUUAGUGAGUUUCAGCGAUCGAAUCAUCUCUGGACUUGUCUUAAAAAAUUAAGUAUCGUCUGUAACGAAGAAAUUUAUUUGUUUGGAAAAAUUUUCACGACGUUUUAGGCUCAGUGUUAAUUGUAAAGGAAGAACAAAUCACAACUAGAAAAAGAGAUUGGUUACCAGUGAAGUGAUCUUCGCAUGAAAUCCAUCCUAAUCAUCUGCCUUAUCGCACUAUGGGCGGACGGGAGGGCCGAUUAUUGGGAGAAUGAAAAACACUCGGGAGACAUAAAGGCCUUCCAAUUUAAACGCGUCCGCUCAGAUGACGAUUGCGCAACAUCUUCUCAGGAUUCUAUUUACUUUGUGUAUCUUCCUAAUUUCCCUUCAAAAAGAUAUUUAAAUGUAACAGUCAGAAUAAUUGCUAGCAGACGUUUAAUAGAGGAAAGGAAUGUAAAAAAUAUAACCAUAAUUCUCAGCGGAAAUAAUAUAAAUUGGCAGAUAAACACAGAUUGGUUAAAGAAGAGACAGCGCAUGAGGAUAAAUGUAUAUCAUCACAAUACUAGUCGAGUCAUUAAUUAUAAGAAUAAGAAGUUUGAGCUGUUUGCUUAUCCCAGCUUACCAAGAUUAAAUUUCACAAGCUUAAAAAGUCAUGUUCAAAGAAAUAUUGGGCAAAUCCAAGGAUUUACGUAUCUUAAAAAAAGAAGAGUUGAUUAUAUAGAAAUUGAACCUUUUACUGGAAAAAAGUUCAAACAGUUAGGAAGAACAUGCUCGAAGUUUAGUUCACACAAAAUCAUCAAAGCUUACAAGUUAAGAGACAGCUUAAUAGAAACUAAAAUUUAUAAAGGUUCAAAACAUACGAAAAAAUCUGAAGAUUUUUAUAUUUUUGAUGUUCAACCUACGAGCGACAACGUAAUUUUGAAUGUGACGGUAAAAGCAGAUUCGGGGCCAAUAGAGGCAAAAAUUUACAUAAGAACGGCCGCGAGAGCACACAAAUCAAAAACGAAAUAUCAUAUUAAUUUAAAUGGUGUUGGUUUUCAUCGUCUAAAUGUAAUAUCGGACGAAAAUUCUAAAAUUAUUGAUCCAGUUGUUAUACCAGAAGAUUUUCAAUUUGGAACUAGCCAGAGUGAAAAUAAUACAUCUCAACUAAACCAAGAUCAAUUUUACGACUAUAUUAAAAAAACUUAUUUCUUAAAAACAAUCUCAAAAGUUAUUUAUGUCAAGAUGAAAGCGUCAAUUAUUAAUUCUGAACUAGAACAAAAACCUCUUUGCACAAUGUAUGAUUGCAUUCGAAAUUCUUUUAUUUUGGUUUGCAAGGAGGAUGCUUUUGAUGUUUCUUUGCGUUAUCUGAUAUUAAGAGCUCUACCGAAUUUGGAUGAUUUCCGUUUCACCUUGAAUGAUUCCAAAUGUGAGUUGAAAAAAUCGGCAAAUGGUUAUGAUAUACAUUCUACGAUGUUAGAAUGCGAUAGUGGCAUUGUUACAAAUGACUAUGGACGGCAUUUUUCGAAUUCUAUCGUUGUUAGAAGACGAACUGGUAAAGAUUCAAAUUGGACUAUUGAACAUCAAAUGCCUUUCGUUUGUAAUUACCCAACUUCGAAUAAAGGUGUUCAAAGAGUUAAACAAACUUUUAAAGAAGAAACAAUUAUCAUGAAUGUUUCUUUCGAUGGUGAGAAGAAUGAGAAUGACGCUAUAAUUAACGAUGGUUCAGCAAUGGUAGUAAAUCUGGACAUUAUAAAGAAACCCGAAAUGGCUAAUUUGGAUUUGGGACCGUCACUUUUCAAUUGUUAUAUAGAACUUCUUAAGUCCAAUAAAGAUCGAGUGUAUUUAAUCAAAGAUGGGUGUAUGUCGGAAUAUCUGAUCAGUCGGAACGAGAUAAGAAGUUUAUCAAAUCGUAAAUUUGAAGUAAUCUUUCAACAAUUCUUUCCUAAGACCGCACCAAAUGCUGUUGAGUUGGUUUGUCAAGUUGGCAUCUGCAUCAAUAAUUUCUCAAAAUCUCCUGAUUCGUGCAUCAGUCAAAAACAGCUUUGUCAUAGGAGUCGAAAUAUGACAGAUCUGCCUACAAUUCGAUCAGCCCCUUUUAUUUAUAGUGGAGGAUUAACCUAUAAUAAAAAGGAAGCGAACGAAUUUAAUAGCAAAGUUAAAGGUAUUAAAUUAAUUUUUCAUGUAUAAAACAGAAAAUUGCUUUAGUCAAUAAGUUGAAAAAAUUAGAUAUUUGUAAACUAUUGCUAUGCUUUUUCAACACUUUUAGUUGUAUAAUAUAUGCAAAUGGUAUCUAACAUACACAGGAAAUGGUUUUCAAAGCAUUUUAAAUCUUAUUAAGCGAUUAUUUAUUAAAAAAUAGAGGCUUAGAACAUAGAUUUCCUUAAAGAGGUUGACAUUGAGUUUAAAUCGCAAUAACACAAGAAAACAAUGUGACCUUUAAAUAGCGGCUAUAGAAGGAGAAUGACUUAUGGCAUUCAUUCCAUAUCUGUUCAGCUAGAAAUAAUUGCUAUUAUUUUUUGUAUUUGAUCAGCUGUAUUAAAUGUUCUAUGAUGACUAUUACACGCUUCAAUAGUCGAUGAUGACGGUUAUUAAUAUGUUUUUUGUCUGUUCGUCAAUGAAUUUUAUUUCUUAUCUGUCGCUGGCGAUGAGCUUGUGUUGUUUCGACUGACAAUUUUCAUUAGUCUUGCUAUAAAUCUUGAUCAAUAGCUGAAUAGUUAUAGCUUUUCGCUUUGAAAGAAAAACUGCGCAUUUUAUACACGAGACUUCGAUAAAGAAAAGAGGGUGGGAGGAUAUAGCUGUAAAGGAUUUGGUCAACGUAUCAUUCCUUAUCUGAUUUUGUAGAUUAUUUUUAAAUGUCUUAAAUAAAUAGUGACGGAGUUAUAGAAAAAAAGUAUAUGGAUAUUUUGAUUUAUUACUGCUACAAAAGAGAACAAUACCAUACAUUUUAUAGACAAGUAAAACACUUCUCAUAAGAUGUCAUUGUCUUCCUAAUUUUAAGCUUUAAACAUAAUACAUAAAAAGAAUGAUUUCUAGUUUACGCAGAACCUAUAUUUUCUUUGUUUUUAAAUUCCAAAGAUGAAAUAUAGACGUAGUUAACCUAGAAUUUUCAAGUAUUUAUAGUCUGUAAAGUUUUUGUGUGAAAAUUUGAUACAAUAUAGAACUUUUGUCUUUUGCAGAGAAAAAAUCUACAAGACAGCCUUACGAACCAAACGCAACGUCUGAAUUGAAUUGCACAAAGGCGAAAACUAGCGGUGCCUCAACGGAAUUGGUUAUUAUAAUAGCAUUUGUUGCUUUCAUCAUCGGCGUAUUUUUAACGCUUAUCCUCGUCUGCAUUCGUUCGAAAACGUCACCUCAGCUACACUUGAGCAAAAAGAGCCAGCAACAAACUAGCGCUAACCCGACACCAGAUUCAUUAACACCUUUAAACAAUACAAAGGAGACUGUUUGACUUGGUAUAUAAAGGUAUAUGUAUCACAAGAAAUUUUUGAACUGAAACUCAGGGUAUCUAUAUGAUAAACUCUAUGUACUUAUGAAUUAACGUAGAUACUUGUACAUAUAUAUAAAUAUCUAUAUGUAUAUAUAUGUACUGUUGUACUAUGAUCAUUUUCUUACAAUAAAUGAAUGUGUAAAUAUAUAUGUUUGUACACGAAUAUGCAUACAUAAAAUGUAUCUUCUGUUGACAUAUGUUAACCGAGCCUGAGUAUGAAAUAGAAGAGCUCUAACGUUAUUUAUGAAGUGGUAUCCCUAAGAAAAUUAUGUUUCCUCAGUUUUCAAGUUGUCGUCAAUAUUGUACAUUAAACCUAUGUUUAUACAAGUGGCUCAGGGAAUGAAUGAUUGUAAAGAUGUAAGAAAUUUUUAAAGCUUUAUCAGUGUUUUAUUAUAUUUCUUGUAAAGAAAAUGAAUAAGUUUUGUGCCAUUUUUUUGAUGCAAUGAGUGGUAAUCACGGUACUAUUUUUUUUUGUUACAUAUAUAUACUCGGAGUAAUUUUGUACUGUUCUUGUUACGUUGUGUAUAUAUUUUUUGUUUUUAUUCUUUCUGGAAGUAAAAUUGAAGUUUUGUCUUAACUUAAAGUGUUGAUGGGUAUAUUAUAUGUAUUUGAAAUAUAAGUAUGUAUGCAGUUUACAAGUUGGGAGAGUACGUAUCUUAGAGAUGACGAAAUCCGAAAAGUCAUGUUCUUUACAGCGAAGACGGGUUUCCUCUCAGGAAUUUGGCUAGUGGUGCUUCUUAGCAUAAUCUGAUAUGCAAACCUACCUCUGUUUAAAAAUCGGCUAUAGUCUGUGUGUUUGUAAAGUAUCCAUUAUGUCUGUCUACAUGCCUAUGUCGUUUAUUUCACCUUUCACUUAACUGAAUUAUUUUCUUUUACCAAUAUUCUCAUCACAAAAUACAUGUAUACUUGUAAAUACUAGUAAAUGUUGAGUUAAAUUGACUUCCGUGAACAUAACAAAAGAAUUAUAGAUUUUUUUGACUAGGUUCAUAGUUAAACUUUGUUUGGACCAUAUAUUAGUUUUGCCCACUUCUCAAUUUUGAUCCAUGAAGGAAACCUAAU